Molecule: messenger RNA, 3324 nt
Organism: Thelazia callipaeda (thelaziosis nematode)
Lineage: Eukaryota; Metazoa; Nematoda; Chromadorea; Rhabditida; Thelaziidae
Source: the annotation of a GenBank genome assembly
AUGACGGAAAUGGAGAAUUCUGUUCCUGAAAUCGUUCCCAUUAAUUGUUACAAUGUUGAAAAAGGUAAAUUGAGUGCUUCUGUAAAAUGGUUAAUUGGACGAGCUUAUGGAAGUAUGGCUCCAGAUCUUUUGCUUCAUCCUAUUAGAGAAAAUAAAAAUAACACGUUCCAGCUUGAAGAGGCUGUAAUGACGGGUUUGACUAAUGCAUCCUUGUAUAGUAGUGCUGCUGCCAAAAUUUUCAAAGAUCAAAGUCUUAUAAAUAAGUCACAUAGUGUUGUACUUCGGGCGUUAGAAAGCCAUUCUAUUCCGCUUACAACAUCCAGUAAGGAAGAAAAUAUAAACGAACCACUGCUGUCUUCCAUCCAACCUUUUUAUCAAUCUGCACAUUUGGCAGUAAUCGAUUCUUUAAUGAUUGCGCAUAUGCGAUCUAUCAUUACAAUCGAAAGGGUUGUUUUGGCUGUACAGAAUUACACGACAGUGGAUAAAAGAGAAGAACCGAUGGAUGCUGUUGAUGCACUGCUUUUUUGGAUUAAUAAAAUUUGUUUACUGGUCAGGGAUGAUAUGGAAAAAUAUGGCUUGAUGAAUAAAAAUAGCAGGAAACAUUAUGGAUCAAUAGUAGUGCCUGAAAUGGAAGACCUAUAUGAAGACAUGUGUGAUGGUGCCUGUAUCUGCGCACUUAUAGCUUUUUAUCGACCAAAUGAAAUGAACAUACGAAAUAUAUGUUUCAAUGAUCCAAUGAGUCUUGGUGAUUGCCAUUAUAAUUUAAUGCUUCUUAGGAAGUUUUGCUCGUCUCUAUCGUGGAAUCCAUUUCAUUUUGCUGUUGAAGAUAUCUUGUAUUUCCAUGAAAGUUUACAGGCAAAUUUAAAUGCUUUUUUGGCAGAUCUGUUCCAGAUUUUCGAAGGAGAUGGCGUUAAAAAAAGCUCAGUCGAUUCUCCUACUGUACGUUCUAGACACUUUUUGCCUAUACAAGGCAUACCUGAAUUACGAUCUCAUAAUGCUGGAAGUAAAACGGUCAAUCAACUCAGAUCUCGUUUACAACCUGAAAUGUCUCGAACUUUAUCCGCUAUGUCCUCCGACUCUUUGUUGCCUACCAAAUCUGGGGAUUCAUUACGGUGCAGUUAUCAGAAAAAAAAUACAGGCCUUUCCGAAAAAACAAACUUUAGUGAAUUGACUAUGUAUGGUGAUCUCAGAAGUGGUGCAGCUAGUGGUUGCUCUCAAGGAAUAAGCUACAUGCGUAGUGACUCAAUGCCUGCAGCAAGUGUACGUUUGGCACUAGAAGAAAAACGACGAGAACAUGAGAAAAGACGUUAUUUGGAAACGAAUCAAAGCGAAUCAGAGCGCGUGCAAAAACAGAAAGAUGCUUUUUUCACUCUAAUGCAAAAAUUGGAAAAAAAUUCUGAUCUGCGAUCGCGUGCAACGAGUGAAGUAGGUAGCAGUCAUGCUUAUCAAUCGCAAGAAAUAUCAUUCCUAAAGGAAACUGUGCAAGAUUUGCAAAAACGACUGCAAGAGAUGUGCUUACAGCAGGAGCAUCUAAGUCGUCAGGUUGAUGAGCAACGGCAAAUGACUCAUGCAACAUCUCAACCCGCUAUUCACACUGAAUUUGGGUUACUAAAUGAACCAAAUAAUGGGUUCAAUAAUUCAUAUGCCACCCUACCACAUAACAUAACAAAAUUGACGCAUCAGUCACAAUAUCAUACCUAUGCAACGCCUUAUGCUGCGCCUGUAGAACAAACAUUCGCACCAUCUGUUCAUCUCUCUGAGCAAAACCAGAUGUAUCCAGUGCCAAGUUUACAGAUGUCAAUGAAUGGGUAUUCCAGCCAGUUAGACUCUCAGUCAGUAGCAUGUGCUUACUCAUCUCGUAUCAUUCCUAAUCCUCAACUGCCAGUUACACGAUAUCAACUGGGUUCAGAUGGAGGCUAUGUAUCACGUUCACAUGAUUCUAGUUCGCAGUCUGUUGGAAACUCCCCUUAUAUGCUUGCUAAUGCUGCUGCUGCUGCUAAUUCUAUUGCUAUCGCGAGCAACACAUUUCGACUUCAUCAGAAUGAUGCAUCCUCAAGUCGCUUAGAUCCAUCUCUUGAGAUAAACAGAAAUUUGACGAACUGGGGACUCACUUAUAGAGCUGGUCAAGUUAUUCGACCGCAAAGACGUACUUGGGAUAAUGGAGCAUUUACGCAGAAUAGUGUUGACUAUUCCAGUCAACCUAUAUUUCCAACUGCUGUUCAUCUGUACCAACAACAGCAGGAAACAGAAGCACCUGAAAGUGUGGAUGGAACAAUGUCAGAGUUUCUACCAUCACAGAAAGAUUCGUUGUUAUUGAAACCCCUUUUUUCAGCAGAAAAUAGAGAAAAGCCACCUAUACCUAAACAUCAGCAAAGCCCACCGAAAGAUCCCAUUUCUUCUACUGGUAUCGAUAUGCCGACAGCCGUGAGUCGGAAACCUUCAACUACUCGGAGUUCACAAUUUGUUGUUGACGAUGUAACUGAAAAAUCAGUUAUAAAUGUGACUCCAGAAAUGGAAGCGAAACGUGAAGCACUGUUAGCGAAAACUUUACGACGCCGUGAGCAGAUAGAGCAGAAAGUCGGUGAAAUGGAAGCAAGGAAUGCUGAACGAAGACAAGCAGAGCUUGAAAAACAAGAAGCUGCUGAACAACGAAAACGUGAACGUGAAUUGCAGAGACAGAGAAUUUUGGAUGAUUAUAAACGGAAAAAAGUGGAAAAGGAAAUGGAAAAUAAUGAAAUUUGUAAUGGUCGGGGACAUAGUCAGCCGCCUAUUGUACCGCGAUCAAAAAACACGGAAGGAAUAAAUAAUCGUAUGAAACGUAUUAGUCGACCGCAGAGUAGUUUCGAUGAGAGCAAUGCUUCAUCAUCGGCUCGAGUAACCGUUCCAAGUACGGCCGAACCAACACUGAAGCUUUUUUCGAAAUAUGUUCAUAAAUCGAAUCGAUCGAUGAUUAUAAAUGCUUUACAGUAUUUGGUAUUUCCUGGAAACGUCUGGGAUAAGCAGCGGAAUGAAGUCCUGGGUGAAUUAGCUAAAAGCGAUAGUAAGCAUUUCUUGUUGUUGUUUCGAGAUCAAAAAUGCCGUUAUUUGGGUGCAUACAGUUGGGAUCAGCAGUCCGACACCGCGCAUCGUAUUCAUGGGAAGGGUCCAAAUAUCUGCCAUGAGUCAAUGAUGCACCUUAUGUUCAAGUAUGAUUCGGGUGCAAAGAAAUUUUCUCAUAUACCGACAAAGCACCUUUCGGCUACUAUUGAUGGUUUCACACUGCAAGAUCAAUACAUGCAAGGUCCAAAAAUCCCACAUAGUGCUAGCAUUCACAGGAAUGCUUAA